AUGGCGGAUCUGCAAAUUGUUCCAACAACAGAUGAUAAUUACAAGAAGGAGAAGGAGGUGGUGGAAGCACAAUACGUGGAGAUGAUGGUCCCCUUGUAUUCCUACGGAUGUGAGAAGAAACUCAAAAACCACUUAUCUCGUCUUAAAGGAAUAUACUCGGUGAACGUGGACUACAGUCAACAGAAGGUGACGGUAUGGGGAAUAUGUAACAAAUACGAUGUGCUUGCAACCGCAAGAACCAAAAGAAAACAAGCCAGAUUUUGGAACCCACAACACCACCACCACCACAACAACAACAAUGAAGACGCUGAAAUAUCGCAACCUAAAUGCAAAUACUCCUCCAUCUCUUCCAAGACAAGUCUCACCAGGGCUCGCUCUUUUACCUGGGACUGGAAAGCAAUCAAGAAAGUCUUUACCAUAUCUCCUUCUUUUUAA
Messenger RNA from Tripterygium wilfordii, 435 nucleotides. Its product is annotated as heavy metal-associated isoprenylated plant protein 28. Bases 1 to 435 code for a protein of 144 amino acids. NCBI's taxonomy places the organism in Eukaryota, Viridiplantae, Streptophyta, Magnoliopsida, Celastrales, Celastraceae. The record is from RefSeq and is a predicted model, not a curated record. The transcript is spliced from 2 exons. Gene Ontology annotation, molecular function: metal ion binding.